Brienomyrus brachyistius is the source of this 2186-nucleotide messenger RNA. RefSeq names its product endonuclease domain-containing 1 protein-like. The record is from RefSeq and is a predicted model, not a curated record. The transcript has 2 exons. Gene Ontology annotation, molecular function: nucleic acid binding; hydrolase activity; metal ion binding. Lineage: Eukaryota; Metazoa; Chordata; Actinopteri; Osteoglossiformes; Mormyridae. Bases 11 to 1975 code for a protein of 654 amino acids.
UAAAGCGAAUAUGUUCCUGAUAGUUCAAUUUAAAAUCAUGAUGCUUCUCUCUCUGCUCACCGGUGUUCUGCUGGGAGCACUCAGUGCUCAGGCAGAAGUGGUGCAAAGCUUUCGGGACUGUAACGAGUUUUUCUACAACAAUAAAGAACCAACAGGGAUGGAUCAGAACACCAAGAAAAUUUGUCAAAGAUACAGGCAUUACCCUAAGCCUUUUUUUGCUACGCUUUACUCAGAAUACCACAGAAUCCCCUUGUAUAGCGCAUAUAUAUUUAACGGUGGAACUGUCAGUGCAAGAGCAAGAAAAGCUCAAUGGUUCAUUGAACCACAGAUAUCAGGAUUCAAUAACUAUAAUACGAUGAGCUCAGAAUCAGAAUUCAAUGAUGGUGAUAUAAAGGAAAAGCAAGCCAUCAAUGACGACUACAAGGACACAGGAUAUGACCGUGGGCACCUUAAUCCCAAUAGUUUCCAGGUGGGUGAUGGUUGUGUGGCAACGUACACGCUGACAAACGCUGCCCCCAUGGAUGCCUGUUUUAACCGUGUACACUGGAAAGACUGCGAGAAAGAGUUGCGGGAUAUUAUAAAAGGAAAUCUCCGUAUUGACGGAGACAGUGCAAAAGCCUACCUUAUCACCGGUACUGUUCCCGAUCCAAAUCACAGAAUACCUCAAAGUGGGGAAUUUGAUGAAGGCGAUGUACAUGACUUUAACAGAGUGACGGUUCCCACUCAUGUCUGGACGGCUCUCUGUUACAAACACCGGACUGAUGAUCGUAAAUCAUUUUCCCUUGCCUACAUAGGAAAGAACCAGCCAGAGAGUAACACACAAAUGAUGUCCGUUCGGGAAUUGAAUUCUAUGCUGAGAAACCUGUCUCCUCAUUAUCAGGCAGUUCAGAUAUUUGAGGAUGACUGUUUCCCUGACAACCAGAAAUCACAGAAAGUUAUAUCUAGUCUGUACAAACAAAUUCAAAACUCAGUCAGCCAAAGACUCCAGAUACCCCCUGAUGUGUUGAACAGUUUCCAAAAUCAGCCCAGUAGCACAGACCUUCAGCCAUAUGACCAUCCAGGAAAAAGACGCAAGGUUAUUAGCAUAAUGAGAUCCUUUGAUAAUGUACUCUCCUUUUUCAAAGAGCUGGAAAACAUUAAGUAUUUGACCGAAUCAGCAUGUCUGUUGACUAAGGUUACAAGGUUGGAUGGGGUUGCAUAUGGGGUUUCAAAGAGGAGCCUUGCAUCAUUGCAUGAAGUUUUAGAAUGUCAGCAGGUCCUGGAGAAUUCAGAGUAUCGGUCAAAGACUGCAGCUGAUGGGACUCACUGUAAGAGUCCAAUGUCUCCUGUGUACUGUGUAUGUGAUACAUCUGAUGUUUCGAUUCAUGAUGAGCUCAGAAAGAGGGACUUGGGUCAGGAGUCCAAACCUGUUAAAUGUCAGGAUGCCUCAGAGAUAUCAAUUGCUGAGGAGAUGACCACAGCAGAUCUUCAGAGUGGCCUGCGUUGCUGUGAUACAGACAAUGGAGUCAAGCGCUUGUGUACCUCCCCCUGCCUGUACCAGGAGAAGCUCAAGGACUACCAGUGUUACUCAGGACAGUCCUAUGUACAGUGCUCACCCCAAUACUCACUCAUCACUGCUAAAGGAGAGAAAUGCAAAGAUGAUCACCCCUGUGCCACAUAUGGACUUGAUUACUACUGGUGUAAGAAAGCUUCGGGAUCGUGGGAUUACUGCAGUCCGCCUCUGCCUGACAGUAUAACAACAACUGCCGAAAAAUGUCGUACUAAUCAUGCAUGCGGCAAAUAUGGUUAUAGUGACUACUGGUGCUACACUGAUUAUAAUGAUCACUGGGAGUACUGCUGCACUCAUAAUGAUCGCUUUUCAGCUGCAAAUGGCAAAACCUGUAAGCCUGAUCACCCCUGUGGAAAGUAUGGUGAAGACUACUUAUGGUGCUACACCACAGAUGGCAGUUGGGAAAAGUGCUGUGUGGGAGACUGAAAUUUAAAAAGAGAUUCAUUUCAUAUUUGCAGCAGUUAGUUUUUUUGUUUGCCAGUUUUGAUUAUAAAUGAAAAGUGCCCUUGCGUUUUCUAUGCUUUGCUCAUAUAAUUUCACCCUGAGCUUUUGCACAGAUACAGAUAUGCGCAUCUGAAUAUUACUUGGUAAAAAUUAUGUACCUACAAGAAAUAAAGAUUUAACCUCUACAAUGUUA